AUGCACCUGUCAUCGCUUUCAGUCUACGACGACGAAGCCAGUAUCAUGCGCCUCCGUAUCAACUUCCUCCACAUGGACGGCACUAUCCAAGUACCCACUGUGCAGCAGCGCCUGCUCAACACAUUCAAAUUCUUCGGCCAACGACCUGGUUCGUUCAGGCAGUAUUGUGAGUUCAUCACGGCCAACUUCACCGGCGGACCGGUCUUCAAAGAGGCUGCACGACUCAUCGCCUGGGCGGGAUGGCGCCUGGGAGCCCAUUUGCUCUCCAGCACCGAAUUCCAGACCCGGAUCCAGGGAUCCGAGGCUAUAAAUGCCGAGCACAGCAUCAAAGUCUUCCGCUGGGCAGUCGCCCACAUGCCCCUGACCGCAGCCGAGUUUCUGGAUCGGCUCAAGAAGUGGGGCGGGGUGAGAAUUUGUCAGGAUGGAAGUACCUGGCUGGGAUUGGACGGCGGGCUGGACCCCCUUUCAAAGACGUCCUGGCAAGCGGCAUACCGCCGGGAAUAG
Molecule: messenger RNA, 504 nt
Organism: Anthostomella pinea
Lineage: Eukaryota; Fungi; Ascomycota; Sordariomycetes; Xylariales; Xylariaceae
Source: the annotation of a GenBank genome assembly